Medioppia subpectinata is the source of this 291-nucleotide messenger RNA. The record is from the annotation of a GenBank genome assembly. Lineage: Eukaryota; Metazoa; Arthropoda; Arachnida; Sarcoptiformes; Oppiidae.
UGUGUUCAUUUGAAUGAAAGGAAAUUCAAAUGCAAUGAAGAAAAUUGUGGCAAAAACUUUUCAUUAAUUCAGAGUUUAAUUCACCACAAACGCAUCCAUUCGGGAGAAAAACCAUUUAUUUGUGAUUUUAUUGAUUGUAACAAAAGUUUUAGAAAAAGAAGUAAUUUAAUGGAUCACAAAAUUAUACAUUCAAAUGAUGUGACAAUUUAUAGUUGUUUUUGGCCUAAAUGUCAGUAUAAGACAAGAAAUAAGUGGAGUUUUAAAACACACGAAUUAAAUCAUUCAGAAUUA